UGUUUUCCAAACAUCAAGUGCACAGUUUAGACUUUGGAAGAAAGUGAGUCGGGCGGGUCAGAUCCCAUGUCACAGGUUAAAAAAAAAAUAAGGGGUCGGUGGUGGAGAGAAGAGUGUCUUCCUUCCUUACAAUGCCUCAGGGCACUCUCCUCCUACUCAGCUGCUUGCAGUAGCCCCUGGAAACGGCUAAUAACAAACAGGCUUUCCCCAAAGCGGGCUCCAUAAACUGCUGGUCUGUCUUCACCUGCGAAAGUUGGCUCUCCCAUUUGGAGAGGGCGGGCGCGUUAAGAAGGCCAAGUCCCGGCUCGCUCUCCUCGGAGGCAGCCUGUUGCUGCGGUAGCAAGGAGUUCUCCCAGAGAAAGCCCAGGUAACUGCACUACAAGAUGGACUGAGGAAGGCGCUUCUCCCCCUAGCCCUCUUGCUUCAGCCAGCGGUGCUAUAGCUUGGCGUCUGGGAAAGAAAGCGAGUUCCUACGGCGAACAGGACGCCGGCCCUGGACUCGCAGUGCCCGACUGCCUCGCACAGAAGUCCCUAAGCCGAGGAAGGCCGUGGGCUCCUGCCCGCCGAAGAUGGCUGAGAGCGCUGCCGCCGCCGCCGCCUCAGGUGGGCCCGGAGCCAAAGGUGGCUCCUCGGGCACCUGGUGGAAAUCGCUGACCAGCAGGAAAAAGCCCAAAGAAGCGCUAGCUGCUGCGCCCGGGAUUCCCCGGCCAACGUUGCCGCCGCCGGCUGACCCCUCGGACCUGCCCACGGCCUCGGACUCCAGGGAGAACCAACAGCCCAACGCGGGCAGCCGCAGAAACCUCAAGAUCUCUCGCUCGGGCCGCUUCAAAGAGAAGAGGAAAGUUCGCUCCACGCUACUGGCCGAGAGCCCCCAAAAGCUGUUCCAAGGAGGCGCCGAAGACAGCAGCCCGAGCGCCGUCCCCCCGCCCCCCGGCGAGGAGACGCCGUGCCCAUGACCGCCCCUAGAGGGGAGGCUCCUUCCUCCUGCCUCUUUCCCAGCCCCAGUCGUCGGCCGCUUCCGAGGAGGCGGGGGACGAGGCACCGCCUCUCUUCCUACGGCAGCAGCGGCUGUUUGCUGCUUCGAGCUUUUGGAACGAGUUCCUCGGUUGCUUUUCGUUUCUGGCCAGGGAGUCCUCCUCAGUUUGCUCCGCUGGUGAGGAGCCUGGCCACUGAGGAGGCUGACGAGGCGUGACAGCAGCGCGUGUGUGUGAAGAUCGCCCUUCGCCCGCCCGGCUCACCUCUGGGGAGGGGGGCGGCGGGUACUGCACCUUAGACAAAGACUUCUCUUCCUAUUUCAGGGCGCACAUCUCCUGAGCAAAAGGAAUGCAAUGAGACCAGUUAGCGGCGCCACUAAGCAUACCAGGAUCGGUUCCACACUUCUUCCCCCUCACGACCGCCCUCAUGAAAUUAAAGAAUGCAAAGAGAACAGUGUCCCAUAUGAAACUGUCAUGGUGAUUAGUUUCCUCCACUUUCUUUUACAGGAAAACUCGGGUGUUAGUAUACGAGAUGAUGAUACCUGGAAUAACUGUAAAAGGAAAUCAGGAUUCUACUACUAGUCCUUAUUGUGAUAGGACAGAUUCCUUCCAAAUCAGGAACACAUGCAUAUAUUAAAGUCCAUUAAUGAGUCUGGAGAGAGAGUUGUGUUGCCAACCAAUAAAUUGUGUUUCAGCUAAUUCCAUGAAAGUCAGUUUGGGUUAGAUUAUAUCUUAAUCAUUUAGAUAUAGUUCAAAUAACAAUUCAGGUACAAAGUGAGCUUUGAAUUAUCAAGUGACUGGCGGUUGGCAUAGUAGAGCUCUGGUAUCGGCAAAUACUUUAAAAAUACUAACUGGCCUAUUAAAACAUAAUUUGAAAUAA
This is a messenger RNA of Hemicordylus capensis (graceful crag lizard), 1854 nucleotides long. It is a transcript of the gene PRR15, whose product is annotated as proline rich 15. NCBI's taxonomy places the organism in Eukaryota, Metazoa, Chordata, Lepidosauria, Squamata, Cordylidae. The transcript is spliced from 2 exons. The coding region runs from base 570 to 956 and encodes 128 amino acids. The record is from RefSeq and is a predicted model, not a curated record.